Molecule: messenger RNA, 612 nt
Organism: Owenia fusiformis
Lineage: Eukaryota; Metazoa; Annelida; Polychaeta; Sabellida; Oweniidae
Source: the annotation of a GenBank genome assembly
AUGAGCCUUCAAUAUUCAUCCAUGGCGCGUGGACUGCUGAACAUCAUGUCUCAAGAUCAAGAAAGCGCCAAAAAACGUGUUUACUUUAGACUCAAAGACGACUUAGUCUUAGUGCGUUCUUCCCUGGCAAGAAAUCCAUGGGAGAAUCCUCCCAAUUGGGAGGCUGUUCGCCUCGACGUGUGUAAAAGUCUUCACGUUGAUAGUUUACGAACUAUUCGUGAGAGGAUGGAACUCCUCAUCAAAUCGUUCAAGAGGGAGGACAGAUUGCGGAAAUCCAAAUCUGGUACUGAAGAGGAAUAUGACGAGAUGUCACAAAUGUUGACUGAAGUGAUUUCCCUAAAAGAAGAUGUGGAAAUGGAAAGAAUAAAAACAAAAAAGAAGAAGGAAGAAGAUCAAGAAAAAGAUCAAAAGAAAGUGACUGAAAUUCUAGAGAAGUCGAUGAACACCCUUGGUAAACAAACGAAAUCGCCUCAAUCAAGCCCUUCUAAGAAACGACUCUGCAAAAGAGGUAACUUCUUAGAGGAAUACCUCACCAGAAAAAUUGAACUUGAGGAGAGGAAAUUUGCACUGGAAGAGAGAAAAUGGAACGCAAUGAAUCCCAAGAAAGACUGA